AUGUUCAAGUUUUUUGUACUAAUAGCAUUGAUUGCUACUACUUCUGUAUUUGGAAGUUCAGAUGGAAAUAAAGAAAGAGAAUAUAGAAAAUUUAUUGGUGAAAGAGAAUUGCCAGUUCCAUUUAAAACAAAAGUUACAGAGGCAUUAAAGACAGGUCAUACAAUUCAUGUUAUCGGAACUAUUUCUGAAAAACCAAAAAGAAUUGAUUUCAAUUUUCAUAAAGGAGCAAGUGAUGAUGCUGAUAUGCCUCUUCAUCUUUCAAUUCGCUUUGAUGAAGGACUUUUCCAUAGUAAAAUUGUUUAUAACAUUUAUGAAAAUGGUAACUGGUCUGAAACUGAACAAAGAAUUGCAAAUCCUUUCAAAGCUAACUCUGAAUUUGAUUUAAGAGUUCGUAUCACUGAUGGUGAAUUUAAAAUGUAUGCAAAUAGAAAAGAAAUUGGUGUUUUUAAACAAAGAACCUCAAUUGAUGGAAUUGAUCAUAUUUCAAUUAAAGGAGAUUUAAAAUCAUUAAAUCUUUUUAAAUAUGGUGGAAUUCUUUUUGAAACUCCAUAUACUGCUCUUGCAAAUCUUACACCAGGAAAAAGACUUGAUAUAUCUGCUAUGCCAAGAGGAAAACGUAUUGAUAUUGAUCUUUUACGUAAAAAUGGUGAUACUGCACUCCAAGUCUCAAUUAGAUAUGGUGAAUCAGCUAUUGUAAGAAAUUCUAAAACCGGAGAAGUUUGGGGACAAGAAGAUAGAAGUGGAAAAUUCCCAUUAAAUAAAAAUGAACUUUUUGAUGUUACAAUUAUUAAUGAAAGUUGGUCAUUCCAACUUUUCUUUAAUGGAAAAAGAUUUGGAACAUUUGCUCAUCGUGGAGAUAUUAAUGAUGUUAAGAAUUUAGAAAUUACUGGAGAUGUUGAUAUACUUACAGUUACUAUUAACGAUGUCAUUUCUUCAUAA
This is a messenger RNA of Strongyloides ratti, 939 nucleotides long. RefSeq names its product Galectin, carbohydrate recognition domain and Concanavalin A-like lectin/glucanases superfamily domain and Concanavalin A-like lectin/glucanase, subgroup domain-containing protein. Gene Ontology annotation, molecular function: carbohydrate binding. Bases 1 to 939 code for a protein of 312 amino acids. The transcript is spliced from 4 exons. The record is from RefSeq and is a predicted model, not a curated record. NCBI's taxonomy places the organism in Eukaryota, Metazoa, Nematoda, Chromadorea, Rhabditida, Strongyloididae.